This is a messenger RNA of Paramecium sonneborni, 1063 nucleotides long. The record is from the annotation of a GenBank genome assembly. Lineage: Eukaryota; Ciliophora; Oligohymenophorea; Peniculida; Parameciidae.
AUGGAAAUAUUAAGAGAGUCAAUUAAAAUACAAGAGGAAAACAAAAUGAUGAAAAAGCUUGUUUUGUUAUAAGAAUAGAUUGGAUAUCCAUUAGAUACUUUAAUGAAUGAUGAAUUCAUUAAUAAAAUACCAGAAGGUAGUUUUGUUUGGUAAGGAAUUAUUUAUUAUAAUUUUGAGGACAAUUAUCUCUAAAAAGUUUGAAUUACUAACAGGAUAAAGAGUCAAUUAAAAUAUGAUUAUUUAAGAAGAAUUAUAUAAAAAUAUGACAUUUGGAAUGUUUGUAGAUGAAUGUUUUUAGGCUAUAUUGUAAUUCCAUUUAAUAAUUUCUGAUCUUAAAUUUAAUUUGCAUAUAAUUUAAGAUUCUAUUAGAAUGCUUAAAUAAUAAAGAUAAAUUUUAGAAAAUCAUUCAUAAAUAAAGUUUGAUUAACCAAAUAGAUUAUCAAUAUGUUACACGAGACAUAAAAGUUUGAAAACAGAGAUAUUCAAUCAUUAUUAGAUUAAAUAUAAGAUAAAUCUUAAUGGAUAAGAAUAAAAAUCAAUAUAUGCAAGAGGAGAUGAAUUAACAUGUUCUUUUCCAAUCUUAGAUGAAAGUUAAUCCUUAAUUUUAUCUAUUUGGGGUAAAAAGAAGAAUGAAGGAAAAGAAUUCAAAGUUUUAAAUAGAAUCGAAAUUGAUUUAUAAGAAAUAUUAAUUUCAACUCCUAUUUAAAGUUAUUCUAAGGAAUAAAUACAGCCGUGUUUAUUGAUAAUAGAUUAUUAGGAUGAAUCACCAGAUGCUCCUUUUACAGGAAAAAAUCCAAUUGAACUUUAGUAUAUUACUUAUUUAAUUUAUAGAUUUUCUAUUUCUAUGCCUUCGGAAUAAAGAAUAAAAAUUAUGAAAACACUUCAAUUAAGACAAGAAGCUUUCGAAUAAUAAAUUCGAUAGGAAAUAGAAAUCAGAAACUUAUUUAUUUAAUAAAUCAUUUAACCUUUUAAUGAAUUAAUUUAUAUCUCAGGUGAAGAUUUAAGAAAUAAAAAUGAUGCUGAUUCUUAAAGAUUUUCAUGCUCAGCAUGUAAAAUAUUUUGA